Messenger RNA from Dentiscutata heterogama, 193 nucleotides. Lineage: Eukaryota; Fungi; Glomeromycota; Glomeromycetes; Diversisporales; Gigasporaceae. The record is from the annotation of a GenBank genome assembly.
GCUACAUGGUGAGAGUAGUUCUGCUGAUCUUGAAGCUAUUGAUCUGAAUCUUCCUAAUAUUAUUUGUACAACCAAUAAAUAUGCCCUGCAUGAUAUUUAUAAUAUGGAUGAGACAGGUUUGUUUUAUACUAUGGCUUCUGAUUGUACUAUUGCAUCUUGCCAAAUUAAAGAAGCAAAAAAAGAUUGUAUAUGA